AUGCCCCCCAAAGACUCUACCAUCACACCCUACUUUGGCCCUAAGAUGGAAUCUCGCGCCCCAACAAAAGCCAAGGAAGCCACCAAGAGGACGACCGGAAAAGUGACCAUGACACCAUCGCCUGAGCCACAAAAUAAAGAUAAAGGCAAAGGCAAGAGGACGCUAUCAGGAUCUCCGGCACCAAUACCUGAGAAGCGACGAGACAUAAAGCCGGCAGCCAAGCCCACAACAUCGCGCCAUCUCUCACACAAAGAUGUCCCCUCGAACAAGCUCUCCCCAUCCCCAAGCUCGUCUGAUCUACCUACCCUGACUCUCACUUACCACGCUGGCGACAUCUUCGACGCACCCCCACAAACCCUUCUAAUCCACGCCUGUAACACUCAAGGUGUAUGGGGAUCAGGCAUAGCCAAAGCCUUCAAAGACGACUAUCCAAAAGCUCAUGUCAUCUACAGAGACUUCUGCACCAAAGAACACCUACUCAAAUCCAGACCGGUACCCACCGGCACCGCCUUGCUUAUCCCACCUGUGGAUGUCGGGAAGCGGCAUUGGAUCGGGUGUCUGUUCACUAGUGCAAAGUAUGGUAAGGGUAAGGAUAAGUCGGAUGUUAUUGUCGAGAACACGAAGCCUGCUAUGGAAAUGCUGUUUGAGCUGGUGAAAAUGGUGGGUACGGUUGAAACGGUCAGGAUGUGCAAGAUCAACAGUGGAGCAUUCGGGGUGAAAUGGGAGAGGACGGAAGGCGAGCUGGAAGGCAUUGUAGUUAGGGAGGGGUGGAUGGGGAGUGUGGAGGUUUGGGAACCGGAGAUGGGUUAA
This is a messenger RNA of Alternaria conjuncta, 810 nucleotides long. RefSeq names its product ADP-ribose 1''-phosphate phosphatase (gene POA1). The transcript has a single exon. NCBI's taxonomy places the organism in Eukaryota, Fungi, Ascomycota, Dothideomycetes, Pleosporales, Pleosporaceae. The coding region runs from base 1 to 810 and encodes 269 amino acids. The record is from RefSeq and is a predicted model, not a curated record. Gene Ontology annotation, biological process: peptidyl-glutamate ADP-deribosylation.